AGCACAACGGCGGUUUAGUCCUUUUCAAAAUCCCAGAAAAAAAAAUUCCGAGGAAGAGACAUGACUCCCAUCAGAAUAUAGAAACUGCUUUAAUUAGUUUCAGUGUUCUGCUUUGCUCUGAAAAAGGUAUCUUGUUUGGCAGCUUUUGAAAAGAGGCCAGUUAAUCUGGGACCUUUUUGAGCAAUUGUCCUGAAAAAAUAUCAAAUGUUCCACAUCUUUAGCCUCUGGUGAGGAUGUGGUGCUGCAGUGGGAGGUGUUUUCUUGUACCGUGGUUUCUGCUUCUCUAAAUGUCACUUACUUACAGGGUCAAAUGCUAUUGUGUGCUUGGAUCGCAGUGUGGAGGCAGCGACUCCCAAGAGAAACUAGGCACGUGCCAAAUUGUUUCUCAGAUGUUUACAGAUGUUAAACUGUUACAUCUGGUUCAGAAUGGAUCCCGACACUUAAAGAAAUAGCCCACUGGACAGUUGUGAGUGAUUCUCAGCUCAUGGAAAAGGACGUUGUAAACACCAUAGCUGAGACAGAGGAAACGAAAACCAAGCGUAAGCAGUGCUUUAGUACCACUUCCUGUAUUCUGAGAAUUAAAAGCAUUAAAAGUCUGACCCGCUGCGCUUCAUUGUCCUUCGCCUGUCUGUCGUGGAGAAGCCAAAUUCACCAAAAUGUUUUGUUCGGAGGUGUAUGCAGAAUCAAAGCCUGAGCUGUUCUCAGGGACCAGAACCCACAGCUCGGACCGGACCAUGGACCUUGGUCUAGCUGAGGACCACUUCUCAAGGCCUAUGGGUUCAAUUGUGGCUUCCGACAUUGAACAGCUGAAAAUGGCCAUAGAGGAGUGUAAAAAGCUGAUUUUGGAGCUGCCGGAACACUCGGAGAGGCAAAAGGACACUGUGGUGAAACUUAUCCAUCUUCGUCUCAAAUUACAGGAACUUAAGGACCCCGAGGAGGAUGAGCCUAAUCUGAGAAUCUUACUGGAGCAUCGUUUUUCCAAGGAAAAGAGCAAGAGCGUGAAACAGACCUGUGACAAGUGUAGCACCAUCAUCUGGGGCCUGAUCCAGACUUGGUAUACCUGCACAGGUUGCUAUUAUCGUUGCCAUAGUAAGUGUAUGAACUUGAUCACCAAGCCCUGUGUCAGGUCGAAGGUCAGCCACCAGUCAGAGUACCAGCUCAGCAUCUGUCCUGAGAUUGGACUCGACCGACAAGAUUACAGAUGUGCAGAAUGUCGCACUCCUAUUUCACUACGGGGCGUGCCCACUGAAGCCAGACAGUGUGACUACACAGGCCAAUAUUACUGCAGCACAUGCCACUGGAACGACACCGCCAUGGUCCCAGCGCGCGUCAUCCACAACUGGGAGUUUGAAUCACGCAAGGUUUGCCGCUCGUCGAUGCGCUACCUGGCCCUGAUGAUCUCACGGCCUGUGCUGAAGCUCAAAGAAAUCAACCCGCUGCUAUUCAACUUUGUGGAGGAACUGGUCGAGAUCAGGAAACUCCGACAGGAUAUUCUGUUGAUGAAACCCUAUUUUAUUACCUGCAAGGAGGCAAUGGAGGCUCGGCUACUACUACAACUUCAAGAUCGACAGCACUUUGUGGAGAACGACGACAUGUACUCCCUGCAGGAUUUGAUUGACAUCUCCAGCGGCAGACUCAGCUGUUCCCUCACAGAGAUCCACACAACGUUUGCAAAGCACAUCAAACUAGACUGUGAGCGUUGUCAGGCCAAAGGAUUUGUGUGUGAGCUGUGUAAGGAAGGAGACAUACUGUUUCCGUUUGACAGUCACACCUCGGUCUGCCACGACUGCUCUGCUGUCUUCCACAGAGAUUGUUACUAUGACAACUCCACAACUUGUCCGCGCUGUGCCAGGAUGACGGAUCGCAAGCAGGAUGAAGAACCAGCUUGAAAGAUUGAGAGGACCGACUGCAGCUUCUGGGAAGUAGAACUUUGCCUCACGUUGUGCUCUCGUUGAACGAGAAAGUCUUACAGGAGACUCCCUUUUAGUCGAUGUCCUUGGUUGGUUUUGUGCAUAUGUUUUAUACUGUAGUGUCUGUAACUUAAUGUGCGUCACAUAAUGAGGAAGGGAGCUGAGAAACCCAUCCGAACAUUAACAUAUUUAUAUGUAGAUAUUUCUUUUUAUCCAACUUUUUAAUUCCUACUGAAAUUGGGUGUAUUGAACACUGUGUAUUUGUGUUUGUGCGAGUGAUUCGCAUUAGUGUGUGCGUGCGCGCCUGCUUGUAUAAAUGUACAAAAUAAAUGCCCUAUAGAGAGAAGCCAUCUCCUCACAUGGUGAUCAUGCGUGUAGGAGUUGUUGUACAUAAACUAAAGCAAACCUCGACUGCAUUAACCUACACUGCCAAUUUUACCUGACUUUAAGGUAGCCAUAUGCAAUGUUUGGUUUUACAUCUUAAUGACCACGUUCCAAAGACAACAUUGUUUUCAGCUACCAGUUGUAUGUUUUUAUUUUGAAAAACUAAACAAUGAGAAAUCCAUAUAAUUUGUUAUACUUUUGAUGUUUACUCACGUUCCGUCAUCAGUGAUCUUCAUCUCACAAGUACUGCUCCUAAAGCAGAGCGCGGUCGCCCUCGGCUUAUGUAACAUGGCUAUUUUCAUGUCUCUUAUUCUGUUUUGACAUUUCAUAAGGUCUUAAGUCUCUACUUUGAGUUUGUUGUCAAUUCGUCAACCUUGAUAACGGAUAAAAGUUAUCUUGCUUGCAAUUCUUUUGCCAAAAGUUGUCUAUACAAUCAUUAAAACCAUUAUUUGAAAUAUAAAUACAUAGUAUUGUUAACAGAUAUACAAUUAAAGCAUGCAUCACCAGUACAUAUAUUAAUGAUUGUUUUACUGGGAGAAAAUAAGAUAAAUGUGCUUUCCCUGAAUUCCAAACUGUGAACUCAUUUGAGGUUGAUUGAAUUGUGUUUAAUCUGCUUCAGCUUAGUGUCGUUUGUUGCAAAUAGGUGUCAAUAACCAUGAACAUGCCUAAAAUAGUCAGUUAAUAUACAGCUGUUCUACAAAAACGUCUUACUACUCUUAACAUUAUGUCAAUGGUUUCAGUCUUAAUGUACCAAUAGCACAUGUUGUCCAGAAAUAACAUCUUAAGUGGCAAUAUGUAACAUGUAAAUAUUGAUCUGAAGUAUUUAUUUUAAAAUAAUGUGUUUUGGCUGCGUUAUCUAUCAGCAUGAUGCAAUGUAUUUUCAAACUAAGUUACAUUCAUCAUGUCGGUUAAAAGCUCUUCCCUGUUGUAAAAUGUGGAGUACGGCAUGAAUAAAGUCAUUAAAUAUGUUAA
Molecule: messenger RNA, 3266 nt
Organism: Gasterosteus aculeatus aculeatus (three-spined stickleback)
Lineage: Eukaryota; Metazoa; Chordata; Actinopteri; Perciformes; Gasterosteidae
Gene: def8
Product: differentially expressed in FDCP 8 homolog
Source: RefSeq, a predicted model, not a curated record